AUGUCUAUCGCUACACUAGCCUUCGCUGAUGAUCUUGUGCUGGUGAGUGGUUCGAAGGAGGGGAUGGGGAGGAGUCUGGCGAUGCUGGACCACUUCUGCGACUUAACGGGGUUGAAGGUUCAACCCAGGAAGUGCCACGGGUUCUAUAUGGAGCGAGGAGUGGUGAAUGACUGUGAAGCCUGGAGGAUCGUGGCUACCUGGCACAAUUGUGAUUUACUUAGUAAUAACAGCCCAUUUCUUCUACGACAGUGUGCAGUUACAUUUGCUGUUAAAUUUUCCAAACAAAUUAGAUCUGACCCCUUUGUGUUUGUCAUUUGUCUUGUAGAUGUCAGUGAAAAUAUUCAUCCAGAGCUGCAGCAGUCAGUGUCCGGUCACAUCAAAGAGGAAGAAGAGGGUGAAGUGGUUCAACACAUCAAAGAAGAGAAGGAAGAGUUUCUACACUUGAAAGAGGAAGAGCAGGAUGAAAUUAUCCAGGUUCCAACCACUGGUGUCCAUUUGAAGAGUGAAGAUGAAGGUAAAAGUGAAGUGAGACGAGGGGCGGCGCCUCCAAGCAGGAACUGCUCAAGUGAUGGAGAGUGCCACAGGCGAGGAUUACAAACACACGGUGAUAAUGAUGAGGAACAGUCGGACGGUGAUUUGACAUGUUACAGUGCCAACGAAAGUUGGAAAUGUUCUCAGUGUAAGGAAGCUUUUACUACUAAGAGGAAUUUGAAACGACACGUGAAACUACACACAGGUGAGAAGCCUUUUAGAUGCUCAGUUUGUGGUCAACGAUUCUCUCAGAAGGGAGCUUUAAAAUUACACACAAGUACACACACUGGUGAGAAGCCUUUUCCCUGCGCAGUCUGUGGUCAAAGAUUCUCUCGGAAGGGGUAUUUAAAAAUACACACAAGAACACACACCGGUGAGAAACCUUUUUCGUGCUCAGUUUGUGGUCAAAGAUUCAUUCAGAACGGACAUUUAAAAAAACACACAAGAACACACACCGGUGAGAAGCCUUUUUCCUGCGCAGUUUGUGGUCAAAGAUUCUCUCAGCAUGGAGACUUAAAAUCACACACAAGAACACACACUGGUGAGAAACCAUUUUCCUGUUCAGUUUGUAGUCAAAGAUUCUCUCAGAAGGCAACCUUACAAAAACACACAAGAACACACACUGGUGAGAAACCUUUUUCCUGCUCAAUUUGUGGUCAAGCAUUCUCUCGGAAGGCAACCUUAAAAAGCCACACAAGAACACACACUGAUGAGAAACCAUUUUCCUGUUCAGUUUGUAGUCAAAGAUUCUCUCUGAAGGCAACCUUAAAAAGACACACAAGAACACACACUGGUGAGAAGCCUUUUUACUGCGCAGUUUGUGGUCAAAGAUUCUCUCGGAAGGGAGCUUUAAAAAUACACACAAGAACGCACACCGGUGAGAAGCCUUUUUCCUGCGCAGUUUGUGGUCAAAGAUUCUCUCAGAAGGAAAACUUAAAAAGACACACAAUAACACACACUGAUGAGAGACUUUUUUCCUGCUCAGUUUGUGGUCAAAGAUUCACUCGGAAGGGACAUUUAAAAAGACAUACAAGAACACACACUGGUGAGAAACCUUUUUCCUGCUCAAUUUGUGGUCAAGCAUUCUCUCGGAAGCAAAACGUAAAAAGCCACACAAGAACACACACUGAUGAGAAACCAUUUUCCUGUUCAGUUUGUAGUCAAAGAUUCUCUCAGAAGGCAACCUUACAAAAACACACAAGAACACACACUGGUGAGAAACCUUUUUCCUGCUUAGUUUGUGAUCAAAGAUUUUCUUAUAAAUAUCAGGCUCAGACACACAAGUGUGCUGUUGAGAAUAGCAGUGACCAAGAAGGUUUUAAUGAAUGUGUGAAGAUUUAAAAAAAGUAGUUACUAUGUUACUGACUUGGGUAAAAUAACGUUCUUAUGUGUACAAGCUUCUUAAAAGUUUUAAUUUUGAAGGUGAGCGGAUUGCAUUUGACAUCUCCACAAUGUAAAAUAUGACUAAUUAUUAACAUUUUAUAUAAGAGUGCGUACAUUUUCCCAUACCUGUUACGCCAGUAGUUUUUAAUUUUCAAUUUUAAAAUGAACCUGUUUAUGGAAUACAAACCAUGAAGACCCUUACUUCCUUUGAGCAAUGGAUGCAUUUUGUCAGUGUUUGUGAUGUUUGUAUCAAAGAAUUCAUUGAUUGAACUCAGACUGUCAGGAAACUUGGACUUUGAGCGGAAAUUGUUGUGUAUUUGUGAUCUUGAAUGAAAUACACCCCCGAAAACAACGAGGUUGACUUUGUGUAUCAAAUCUAUUUCCCCCAUUGAAAAGUUAUUGAAAUGUCUUUUAUCAAUUGGAUAACCUCCAAAAAAAAAUGCUCACACCUUAAUGCAAAACAUGGCCCAAGCAACAAGGCUGAUGUGGAAAAACUGCAAAACUGGUCACUGUGAAGGAUCACAAACAGAUAGUGACAAAUGAGGAGAAAAAAGAAAAAGUCCAGGGUUCAAAUGACAUUUCACACAAACUAUCAAUGGAAAUGUUCUCAGUCCGGGAAAACGUUUGCUUGUUAAAGCAAAUACCACAUGAGAAGACACACGGGAGGGAAAACUUUUGCUUCCUGAGUUUUUGGCCAAAGAUUCUCUUAUUUAUAUUAGGCGUCACAGUGAUGAGCUGUCAAGCGUUGGCCUCACAGUUCGAAGCACCCGGGAGUGCCCUGAGAAAACUCACGCAGUCACAGGGACAACAUGCAAACUCGACACAGGUCAGGAUUUGAACCCUGAUCCUCAGAACUGUGAGGCCAACACUCUCCAGGUACUCCACCGUGCUGCCCUUAUUUGAUCCAUAUAAAAUAUUGGGCUAUUUGUAGUAAUAUUUCAGAGGUUAAAAUUGCCAAGAGUCGAGAUUGCCAAAAUUUUGGUGUUGAUUGUUGACAGUUUUUGGGUUCAUGCAGGAGGCCUGCAAGGAUGUGGCACUCGCCCACCAUGUUUAUAUGGUUUUACACACAAAUUAAUAGAUUUUUCCACAUAUUAAAUAAGUGAUUGACAUAAUUUUUGGGUACGAGCUAUUGUUCCUGUGGUGGAGUGACAGAUGACAGCAAUGUAUGAAGUGAUUCAAAUAUGGACCCAUGCUUGGACCUAAAACUAUGUAUUUUGUCAAAUAGUUUAGUGAUGUCAACAUCAAAUAAGCAAAUGAAUGAUUGAGUAGUAGUGUAUUUGUGAUCUUUAAUAAAUGACACUUGUUAAAACAGUGAAUUUGACUCAAUUUGCUUGUACCGUAGAUCAAAGACAUUUUCCCCAUUAAAAAUGAUGAUGUCGCACUCUCAUCACCCAUGAAGAGAUGAUAAAAAAUCUAAACUCACACAUCACACUCACAGCAAGCAAUGGAAAUUAUCUUUGUCUUAUCUUAACAUAAUUUUUGGGUACAAGCUGUUGUUCAUGUGGUGCAAUGAUACAGGACAGUAAUGUAUGAUAUCAUGCCAACUUGAACAAACCCGUUUGCAAACUCUUGGAAGCUGUAUUCUUUUUUUGAAUUUCCAAAAAGGUUCUUGAAAAAUAUAGACCAUGAAGACCCAUACUUUGAAAACUAUGUAUUUUGUCAAAUAGUUUAGUGAUGUCAACAUCAAAUAAGCAAAUGAUUGAUUGAGUAAGAGUGUAUUUGUGAUCUUUAAUAAAUGCCACUUGUUAAAACUGA
Molecule: messenger RNA, 3669 nt
Organism: Syngnathoides biaculeatus (alligator pipefish)
Lineage: Eukaryota; Metazoa; Chordata; Actinopteri; Syngnathiformes; Syngnathidae
Product: gastrula zinc finger protein XlCGF57.1-like
Exons: 2
Coding region: 1-1872 (623 amino acids)
Biological process (GO): negative regulation of transcription by RNA polymerase II; regulation of cytokine production; regulation of immune system process
Source: RefSeq, a predicted model, not a curated record